Cladophialophora immunda is the source of this 1760-nucleotide messenger RNA. RefSeq lists its product as uncharacterized. The transcript is spliced from 6 exons. The record is from RefSeq and is a predicted model, not a curated record. Bases 1 to 1599 code for a protein of 532 amino acids. Gene Ontology annotation, biological process: transmembrane transport; carbohydrate transport. NCBI's taxonomy places the organism in Eukaryota, Fungi, Ascomycota, Eurotiomycetes, Chaetothyriales, Herpotrichiellaceae. Gene Ontology annotation, cellular component: membrane. Gene Ontology annotation, molecular function: carbohydrate:proton symporter activity.
AUGUCGGAGGUUCCACACACCAGCCAAGUCACGCUGCCAGUGACGUCCCUUUGGGCCAAUCGCAAAUGCUUGAUCAUUGCUUGCAUUGUUGCGACUGCCAAUACUCAGUAUGGCUUCGACAGCGCCGCAAUUGGUGCUCUCCAGGCAAUGCCCGGCUUUCUGAAAGUAUUUGGCUUCCCGGAUCCGACCAGCCCGGGUGGCUAUGGGAUUGACAGCACUUUCCAACAAUUGAUCGGCUCGCUCUUGACGCUCGGUGCCUUUCUCUCGUCCAUCCUCGCUGGAGCUUUCGGUGCCUUCUACGGUCGCAAAACCGCGCUUUGGUUGGCCUGCAUCAUGAACUGCGUUGGAUUGGCCAUUCAAAUUGGCACCACAAAUAAGGGGGUGAUAUAUCUUGGUCGAAUUGUCCUUGGAUUUUCAAAUGGGUUCCUCGUCACCUUCUCGAACAUCUAUACAGCCGAAAUCGCACCGGCUCAUCUCAGAGGAGUGAUGGUUGCUCUCUUUGCCUAUUGGGUCAAUAUUGGUGCCAUCCUGGGCACCAUUGUCGACAACUAUACCAAGGAUCGUCUGGACAAAGGCUCUUAUCAGAUCCCGAUCGGGAGUCUUUAUAUCGUGCCGGUCCUUCUGGGCAUCGGGCUUUUCUUUGUUCCUGAGACCCCUCGGUGGCUGUUGCACCAUAACAAAGAGAGCCAGGCUCGAAAGUCCCUGCAGACGUUACGCGCAGACUCGCUGGCCCCCGAGUAUUUUGAACUCGAAUGGGCAGAAAUCAUUCGCGGUGUCGAGGAAGAAAGAAGGACUGCAAAGUCUGUGGGGCUUUUGGAUAUGUUUCGCGGUGCCGACUUGCGAAGGACGCUUUUGUGCUGGGGUACUAUCUUGACCCAAGCAGGUAGCGGCUCUUGGUUCCCGAUUGCGUACCAAACGUACUUCUUCCAGAUUGCCGGGAUCAAACAAGCUUUCCAGUACUCGAUCAUGAUCACCUGCAUCGGGUUCGUCGGGGUCAACUGCGGCAUGUACGCCAUGCGCCAUCUGGUUGGCCGAAGGUUCAUCUGUAUCUUUGGGUCGAUCGUGACGAGUCUCUGCUUCCUUGGAAUGGCCAUUGCGCAGAGUGUCUCACCUUUUACCAUUGAGACUGGCAAGGUCACAGUGGCGAUGGUCGCCAUUUGGGGUUUCUUCUACAACGGCUGUGUCGGCGCCGCGACGUAUCCUGUGGCCACAGAGCUGGUGAGCUCCCGCCUCCGUGCGUGGACUGUCGGGUCGGCAACCUCGAUCCAAUAUGUUUUCGCAUGGCUCACCAGUUUCUGCACGCCCUAUUUCAUCAACCCCACCGAUCUGAAUUGGGGCCCCCGGUAUGGUUACAUCUGGUUUGGGAGUAACAUUGUUUGCGCAAUCUUCUACUUCCUUUGCAUCCCAGAGUUGAAAGGGAGAUCACUGGAGGAGAUUGACGAGCUCUUCGAGAAGCGAGUCGGCGUCUUCAAGUUCAAGACGUAUCAGACCGAGAUCCAAGAAAAGGCGUUGCACGACGUCCAAGUCAACACUGGAGCUUUCUUGGACAAGAAGCCAGCGGUCACCCAUGUCGAAGAAUCGGCAGAAAAGGUGGAAUGAGCGCAGUACACCUAAUGGCGGAGCCGGGUCUUUUGGACGCCCCAACUACCCCGGAAUCGUCGAUUGAGACACCACCUGGGGAUGCUGACCGGUUGUUCCCCGGUCAAGUCUUCGGCCGAAGACUCGAUACAAAGAUCCAGAAGAAUGAUCCUGGACCUGGG